Pocillopora verrucosa is the source of this 4906-nucleotide messenger RNA. RefSeq lists its product as uncharacterized. NCBI's taxonomy places the organism in Eukaryota, Metazoa, Cnidaria, Anthozoa, Scleractinia, Pocilloporidae. Gene Ontology annotation, molecular function: protein binding. The record is from RefSeq and is a predicted model, not a curated record.
GUUUGACCAAUCAGCUAGCUUUUGGAAUACCACCAUGAUAUUACCAAAAUGUGAUUAACAAAGGAUUGCAAAUGGUGUGUAAGGGAGCUCAGAAAACGUGCAGGCACACCUGAUGAUUCAAUCUUUGUAUUUUGGAUCAUAUGGCAUCAGCCUCUCCUUCACCUCUUGCCAGUUCUGUAGAGAAGACAAAUGGAGCCAAGCUCAGCCGACUUCUCAUCGAUGGUGGAACAACAGUUCUUAGGAGCAUUUUCAAUGGAUAUCAUCCCCCAGCAAGUCUUUCAGCCGCAUUGAAAUCAAACUCUUUGACUCUUAAAAGUCUGUUGAGAAGAAGGAUCCUACACAAACCUCAAUGGGAUCUAUUAAUUCCUCCAAGCGGUGCUCCUCCAGACUCCCAAACAUUCGAUAUCACUCUUUUAUUCCUUCUCUUAACCAAAAUUUGUGGUCUCUCUCCACCCCACUCUGGGUGGCACACUAAACCAUCUCCAUGUGACAACUCCCUUGAAGCAAAUCUUGCUCGCAUAAAGUUUUACCGCAAUGAAUUGUAUGGCCAUGUUACCACAACUGGUAUUGCUGAUCCAGCUUUCUCAACUCUGUGGCAGGAGAUCAGUGCUGUUCUUGUUGCUCUUGGCUUGGAGCAGGCGGAAAUUGAUCGAUUGAAGGCUGAGCAUUGUGGAGAGCAAGUGUUCUUAGAUGCGUUGCUUGAGUGGGCUGAUUCUGAGAGAGAUGUAAAAUCACAGCUGAAGGAUAUUGAGACCAAAGUGCUGCAAACUGUCGAUGAAAGUAAAGUAAAGCUGGAAGAAGUUCAUCAGUUGCAGAAGAACUUACAAGAAUCUGUGCAGAGCCAACAGCAAGACAGUACAGCUAUUCAAGAUAUCUUUGGAAAAGUCUCUGAGAAGCUUCAAACCAUUCAAACUUUGAAUAACAAGAAGGAGUGCAUCAGAGGUGACGAAGUCCUUACGAAACUAGCAAAGGUUGACAAUUUACGUGAACUUAGAGGCCAUGCAAGCAGAUAUGUUGAGGGAACUCGUUUAUCGAUUCUUAACGAAGUUGAGAGGUGGUUAGACGACAAAAGUUCUCCAAAUAGAGUGAUUGUUAUUAGUGGGAACGCAGGAAUGGGAAAGUCUGUAAUCUCAGCUGUUUUGUGCCAAAAGAUGUUAGAGGCUGGAAGAUUGUCAGGGAGCCACUUCUGUCGCCAUAACAAGGCACGCCAAAGGAAUCCCAAAGUGAUGCUGCAGUCGUUAGCCUGUCAGCUUUCAGACUCGCUGCCAGAGUUUAAGAAGGCUAUCGUGAAGAAGUUGUCGAGAAAUGUGGGCGUUGAAAUUGGAGACAUGGAAGUGGAAGAACUGUUUGAAUUUUUGUUUGGAGAACCUCUUUCAGAUUUGGAAGACCCAGGCUCUAUCCAUCUCAUUGUAAUAGAUGGCUUAGACGAAAGUGAAUACCAGGGGCGUAAUGAGCUUUUGAAUGUGAUUGCGGAUUACUUCAAGACGCUUCCGUUCUGGAUUCGAUUUGUGGUAACAACGCGACCUGAAAUGAACAUCUCAGAGAAGAUUCAAGACUUAAAUCCCAUACAGCUGAACCCAAACGAUCAAGAAAACUUGAUGGACGUUAGGCUUUGCUUUCAAAAGCAACUGGAAUAUGUCCUGCAAUCUGAUUGCCAAGAUACCCUCUUGGAGAAGCUUGUUGAAGAGUCAGAAGGAGUCAUGUUAUAUACCUAUUACCUGACAGAGUUCAUUAAGAGGAAUGCUGCGGGUAUGAGUGCUGCUGAAGUGAUCAACAGCGGCUUGCCAUCUGGUAUUUCGUCCGUUUAUCAAGGCCAGUUCAAACGCCUGAAAAGUGAAAUGCAGAAAGAACUGGGUAUCACCGAAGAGCAACUCUUUGAUUUUUUAAAUGCCAUGGUGGCAGCAAGAGAACCAUUACCCGUCGAGUUUGCUUAUAAGUUGUUCCUUUCAAAAGAAUGGUCAUCGGCUGAUGAGCAAAAAGUACGAGACGCAGUUGAUUGUAUCUCGGCUCUUCUACCCAUUGAGGGCGAGUGCAUUAACUUCUUUCACAAGUCAGUCAAGGACUGGUUGGUCGAGGAGUCUACUUCGAGGCAAAAGAAGUUUACUGUUAGCGGAAAAGAAAGUCAUCGCGUCAUUGCAAAGCUUUGCAGAGAUGAACUAGAUGAAUUGAAACUUAAAGGGAUCCAGAGUUCAACACUGAAACAGACGUCGAGGUAUGCCUUGCAGCAUGGUGUUCAGCAUAUACUUGAGGUAGAAGAGAAUGCCCGUCCGUGUAGCCUCGACGACAUUGUAAAGAAUUAUGUUUUGGACCUAGAAUUGGUCUAUGCAAAGCUAACUGUGAAGAGUACAGCAGCCACUGAAGAUAUUCUUUUCGUACAAGAGAAGGAAAAUACAAAUGGUCUGUCAAAGAAUUGCAGAGAAGCCCUUGAGACGUUAUUGCUGCUGUUGCGGAAGCAUUUAAGUACUCUUUCAAAACUUCCUUAUGCCAUCUUUCAAAUCUUGUUGAAUGAAGGAGGACGUGAACUGUCUGCGGAGGCAUUAAGCCUGCUGAACACCAAGUAUGCGGACUUACCAUAUAUGGAAUAUUUGCGAAAGAAGGAGGAAAGAACAGAUGUUCUACUGCGGUUUUUUGCUUCAGAUUGGGUGGCCUGCUUUGAUGUCUCACCAAAUCAGGACUACCUGGUUUGCGAGUGUUUCGAUGGCACAAUUCAUCUGUGGUCGCUCCGUACUGCCCAGCCAAUGUGGAAACGCCCUUCGUUGGUAUCAGAGAAUGAUUUAUGGGUGUGCCGUGGGUUCAGUGGGUUUUCCUUUCAUCCAUUUUCCCGGUCAGUAGUUUUCCAUCCAACCUUAAACCUGAUCCUGCAAAGGACUCUGUGUCAGGGUUAUACCUUGGUCGGAGACGUGCAACCUCUUUUCCGUUCGAGCAAGUGCCGGUUCAAAGUUUGUUCAAUGUCUGGUGACAAAACCACGCUGCUGACUGACUGUCUGGACGGAAGGAAUUGCGUCAUCCAGUGGAGUCUAAAAGAUGGAAGCGAAAUUUAUCGUUUUACACACAAAUGCGAAAUUUUAUCUUUUGCUUGGUCUGCUAGUGGAAGACGGAUGGUGAUCGUCGAUUCUGACAAGUGCGUAUACCUCAUUGACAUGAAUGAUGGAUUUGAGACUCUGAUAUGGGCUUCUGCUUGGUCACAAUAUGUUAAGUUAACUCCUGACAGCCGUUUUUUUUUCUGUUUGGUUUUGGAUGAGGAUGAACAUGUUUGGUCUCCGAAGCCCAAGCUUUUUUGUUUAGAUAUUGACAGAAACACUAAGUCAAUAUGUAGUUUGGAUCGCUUUUUUAGGACGAGUCCCUACCAGUACGCCUCGGAAUUUGAAACUUGCAAUGAGAGUGGUUUCUUGUCAGGAGAUCCCUUUUGGAAUUCAUCUUUAAGAAUAUUCCCAUCUGUAGAUUUUGUACUUGUAUUGAAAAAGCAGUUGUUACUAAGAGUUUCCCCUCUCAGUAAAGUGAUUGAAAUGUGUAGCCUUAAUGACAUAAGGGAGUGGAGAGGUGAGAGUAGCGAUGAAGCAGGACAAAGCACAGAACCCGGUGACAUUACGACAGAGAGAGCCGAAAAUAACGAUCUAACGGAACAUAACCUACCAGAAAUCAACGAUAUGCCGGAGCAGAAAGCUGAAAUCGAUGUUCUGUCAGGACAGAGAGCUGAAGUUGUUGAUCCAUCAGAACAGAGAGCUGAACUUGACGACCUACUCGAACAGAUGGCUGAACUGGGUGGCCUAGUUGAACAGACAAUGGAACUUAACAACUCUACGGAAAAGAAAGGUGAAUUUGAUGACUUUGUGGGAGAACGAACGGAAUUUAAUGACCCAUCAGAAAAGAGGCUCAAACUCGAUGAACCAUCACAACGAUUGGAAAUUGGUCUAUGCAGCUUAUCAGAGAAUGGAGCUGAUCCUUAUUUUAAAGGGGAUGAUCAGGAACCUCUACUUGAGGACAUAGAGGAAAACGGUUCUGCUGGAGAUGAUUACUCUGGACUACCAGAUAGCGUUUAUUUCUCUGUUGAUGGUAACUCUCUUUAUACCGUGGUGGGUACAAGGAUCCAGCGAAUAAAUCUUGUGACUGGCGAUGUUUUAAGUAAAAGGGUUAGUCGCAAGGCAUGUCUGACUAUCGGAAGGCGUUUUCGUCUUGUGCCCGUCAAAAGAGGUGUCCUAUUCGAAACAAAUGGUAGCUCGCUUGAGUUGUGGAACUCUGAGUUGUCUGCUUGCAUGCAAAGGUGGACUGGCUUUUUUGUCAGGGUUGCUGUACCCUUAUCAGAGGAACUAGUCGCCUUGGAAACGGUGAAUGACGAUGAUGGCAGACGGGAAGUGAUCAUUCUAGAUACAACGAAUGAAAAAAUUGUGUCAACGAUUGCAAAUUUUGGUGGUGCAUUUUUUGCAUGUAAUAAUAAAUGUGAAGUGCUAACCACUACUGAUGGAGAGUCUCUGCAGCUGUGGCGUAAAAACCAAGUGAUAUGGGAAACUUCUAUUCAAUUAGAUCUAUCCGGGUUAUACGUAACUGUUAUUUUUUCUCCCACUGAAGAAUACGUCGUCAUUUUUGAUGAAAUUGGCUCUUACGUCCUCAACGCAGUUUCGGGAAAAGUGAUUUGUGAAUUGGAGAUCAUGGCUGCAAAUGAUAUUAAGUUUAUCAGUAACGAGGACUGCAUCGUCAGCUUGAAUUAUCCAAGAGGUUUUUGUCUUAGAUUAUACAACGUUAUAUCUGGUGAUCUCCUUAGUGAAAUUGUUGAGGAACGAUAUGUUCUAAGUUUUGCAGCUUAUCCUCGUAAGCGCUUGGUCGCAAUUGUCCUUGAAAACUCCGAGAACCAUUUUGAAAUCAUUCAAGUGAAGCUGCCAGGCGAUAAAGAGAAGAAGAACAUGAAAAG